AUGGUCUCUGAGAUUUCAUGGCAACUGCUUAAACAAGCCAGUAUACUUGGUUUAGCCCCGGUGUUGUCCAAUGAAGUUGAUCUCAUUGAUUUAUGUACUCAAACGCCUAUAACUGAUGAUAAAAUUGUCAUAAAUGUUAGUGGGGUUCACUUUGAACUGACUGAAUCUCUAGUUCAACGUUAUCCAUCAACACUACUUGGUUCAACUGAACGUGAAUACUUUUAUGAUGCUGUCAAUAAGGAAUACUUUUUUGAUCGUGAUCCUGAAUUAUUUCGAUAUAUUUUAACAUAUUAUCAACAUGGGAAAUUACAUUUUCCAAGGAAUAUGUGUAUAUCAGCAUUUGAAAAUGAAUUGAAAUUUUUUGCUAUUUUGUCGGAUAAUUUAUCGGAUUGUUGUUAUGAGAAUUUUAUUGAUCAUUCAAAGGAUAUUGAACAACGUCUUGAAGAUGAUAAAAAGACAUUUGCACAGAAUAAUAAAUCAUUAACUGUAACAAAGAAAACCUUUCGAGAGAAAUUGUGGGCAAUGUUUGAAAAUCCUGAAGAGAAUAGCAUAGCCUAUAUGAUAUAUUAUACAACUGGAUUUUUUAUUAUUAUCUCCGUUCUGUCCAACAUGGCAGAGACAUUACCGUAUAAUGAUGGUAAACUGAUGGAUACUCAUCCGUUAAGGACAUAUGGUGAUAAAUAUUCAAAUAUAUUUUUCUGUAUAGACACAGCUUGUGUAUUAAUAUUUACUAUUGAAUAUCUGUGCCGGUUGUAUGCUGCACCAUCACGUUUAAAGUAUGUACGAUCUAUUAUGGCUAUUAUCGAUUUAACUGCUGUUCUACCCUACUAUAUAAGUCUAAUUGUUCCGGCUGGAUUACAAUUCUCAGGUUCAUUAGUUACGCUUAGAGUAUUUCGAGUAUUUCGUAUAUUUAAAUUUUCACGACAUAGUCAAGGCUUACGAAUAUUGGGAUAUACACUGAAAUCAUGUGCUGAGGAAUUAGGCUUUUUAUUAUUCAGUUUAACAUUGGUUGUGAUUAUAUUUGCUACAGUGAUAUAUUAUAUUGAAAAAUUUGAUGAAAAUUCUACAUUCUAUAGUAUUCCUGAUGCUUCAUGGUAUACAAUUGUUACUAUGACAACGUUGGGAUAUGGUGAUAUGAUACCGUCUACAGUGUUGGGAAAAAUUAUUGGCAGUGUUUGUUCGCUAUGCGGUGUCCUAGUUAUCGCUUUGCCUGUACCUGUAAUUGUAUCGAAUUUCUCGCGGAUUUAUCAAAGAAAACAGAGAGCGAAUAGACAAGCUAUGAGACGAGCAGUGCGUCCUGCAAAUGAAGUAACGCGAACGCAACAAGUGCCAUCAAGUCAAAAGAGAAUGUCAAAAGGAAAAGUAUCAAAUAAUAUGCGAUUAAAAACACUGGCCUAUAGACCAACUUAUCGAGUAUCUCAUAGUAUCAUUGAACACGGAUCUACAACACAAACAACACUAAGAGCAAUGGCUAACUGGUCCAGGAAAAGAAUACGACUAAGAUCUUAA
This is a messenger RNA of Trichobilharzia szidati, 1509 nucleotides long. The record is from the annotation of a GenBank genome assembly. NCBI's taxonomy places the organism in Eukaryota, Metazoa, Platyhelminthes, Trematoda, Strigeidida, Schistosomatidae.